AUGAACUUAUUACGUGAUAUUGAAGGGGCUACUUUUGCCUUUAAAAGCUUAAUACUGUUGGCGCUUCUGGAUGUUGUGAACAGCAAUUGUCCUAAUAAUGCCAUAGAACAGAUGCACGCCUGUACAGCGAAAUUGGCUAACAUGACUUCGAAAGCUGGGGAAAACAUCAAAACGGUGGAACAGUCCUGUAGAAAUUUAAUGGAAGUGCCUCUUUGCCUGGAAUCUAUCCUGUAUAAAUGUCAAGGUCACAGCGAGUUCCAGUCCAUAGAUCGUUUAAAACAAAUCACAAACCAAUGGAAAUCCAAGUUUCACAUAAUUUGUAGUAAUAUUACAAGUGAUACGUCAUCAGCUAUGGAGAAAAGAACAUUCAGUGUGGCCACCUUUCUGACGUUACCCAUUCAGUUGCUAAUCAGUCGGCUUCUGUGACAGGAAACGAACAAACUUAGAAUAGAUUCUUUUAUGUGAUAACAUUUUUCUAUCUCGCUGUGCUUUUUAUUAAAAUCGCCACAUCUAUUGGUCUGAAUCUCUUCCGAGUAAUUUGGGAGCCCAUUUAUUUUGAGAAUUAACGGUAAUUUAACACGUAGAAAAGACAUCAUUAGGACAAAUGUCUCAGUGAUGUUAUUAUUUUCAAAAUGUUGGAUCUCACGGCUUCCGGUGUAGUAACAGCAAUUAAAUAUAAUGUAUGCGACUUCCGGAAGUUGACAUUAAGGUGAACUCAUAUUAUCAGAUCGAAAUCGAAAGUAUGAAAUUG
Lottia gigantea (owl limpet) is the source of this 751-nucleotide messenger RNA. RefSeq lists its product as hypothetical. The transcript is spliced from 4 exons. The coding region runs from base 1 to 426 and encodes 141 amino acids. NCBI's taxonomy places the organism in Eukaryota, Metazoa, Mollusca, Gastropoda, Lottiidae. The record is from RefSeq and is a predicted model, not a curated record.